ACACACAAAAAGAUUUGUAUAAUCUUGAACUAGCACUGUUGAGUAUCAAGACAACAGUACAUAUAAUCAUGCUCACAAAACACUGAGCUAGUUAGCUAGGCAGUAGGUAUUCACAGAUCUCGAGGCACCCAGAAUUUCAGUUGAGUUUGUAGUGGAGAGAUAGAAGAGUUAAAAGGGUUGGUUUUGAUUGUGGAAGUGGUGGGUGAUGAUUUUUGGAGGUAUUUGUUGUUGGGAAGUGAGGUGAUGUUGUUUGGAUAAGGGGAUAGAAAGGUGGUGGUUUUUUUAUGUGAGUUUUGGUACUGGUUUGUUUUGAUUGUUGAUCAUUGUGGUAGAAGGGUGUGUGAUGGAUCAUGAUUGAAGAUCAAGAGAGUGAGGUUUUUGGGGAGAGAAUGGAGGUUUUGGGGGGAUUCUUGAUUUUGAUGUUGUUGCAAGGCUGUUUUGCAUCUCUUUCUCCUUCUGGAGUGAACUAUGAAGUUGUAGCCUUGAUGGCCAUAAAAAAUGACUUAAUUGAUCCUCACAAUAUGCUGGAGAAUUGGGAUAUUACGUUUGUGGAUCCAUGCAGUUGGAGAAUGAUUACCUGCACUCCUGAUGGCUAUGUUUCUGUUCUAGGACUACCUAGCCAGAAUUUGUCGGGGACCUUAUCUCCAGGGAUCGGUAACCUCACUAACCUGCAAUAUGUGUUAAUGCAAAAUAAUGCCAUUUCUGGCUCUAUUCCUGCUGCUAUUGGAAAAUUGGAGAAGCUGCAAACACUUGAUCUCUCCUCCAACAAGCUACAUGGUGAAAUCCCUAGUUCGUUUGGUGACCUUAAGAACCUGAAUUAUUUGCGACUAAACAACAAUAGUCUUACUGGAAAGAUACCUGAUUCUCUGUCGGGACUCGGCGCUCUUACUCUCGUGGAUAUGUCUUUCAACAAUUUCAGUGCUCCUGUGCCAAAAUUACCUGCAAGAACUUUCAGGAUUACCGGCAAUCCUUUAAUUUGUCCCGAAGGAGCUGAAAACAAUUGUUCUGUUAUAUAUCAGAAGCUUCCGUCCUUCCCCCCAGAUGAUCAAAUUGAAUCCGGGAGAAAAGACCACCACCACAUAGCUAUUGCAAUGGGUACAAGUUUUGGUGCUGCUCUUCUAAUCAUUAUAAUCAUAGGGUCCCUGGUAUGGUGGCGAUAUAGGCACAAUAAGCAGAUUUUUUUUGAUGUUCACGAUCAAUAUGAUCCAGAUGUAUGUUUGGGACAUUUGAGGAGGUAUACCUUCAAGGAACUUCGAACUGCCACCGAUCAUUUCAACUCGAAGAAUAUUUUGGGGAGAGGAGGAUUUGGCAUCGUUUAUAAAGGUUGCUUAAAUGAUGGGACUACUGUAGCUGUCAAAAGGUUGAAGGAGUAUAAUACCUUGGGGGGUGAAAUACAAUUCCAGACAGAAGUAGAACUGAUAAGCUUGGCCCUUCAUCGGAAUCUUCUCCGCCUCUUGGGGUUCUGCACGACAGAAAGUGAACGAAUUCUUGUUUAUCCAUACAUGGUAAAUGGGAGCGUGGCAUCUAGACUAAGAGAUCAUGUCCUUGGCAGGCCAAUCUUAGAUUGGUCAAGGCGAAAGCAGAUAGCUUUAGGUACGGCAAGGGGAUUAUUUUAUCUCCACGAGCACUGUGACCCAGGAAUCAUCCAUCGUGAUGUGAAGGCAGCCAACAUCCUGUUGGAUGAAGACUUUGAGGCAGUUGUUGGUGAUUUUGGGUUGGCAAAGCUAUUGGAUCAUCGUGAAUCUCAUGUGUCCACGGCUGUCCGUGGUACUGUUGGCCACAUUGCUCCGGAGUAUCUUUCAACUGGUCAGUCAUCAGAUAAAACUGACGUCUUUGGUUUUGGCAUCUUGCUUCUUGAGUUGAUCACAGGUCAAAAAGCUUUGGACUUUGGCCGGGCAGCUAGUCAGAAAGUUGUGAUGCUUGAUUGGGUGAAGAAGCUGCGUCAAGAUGGAAAGCUAGACCUAAUUGUAGAUAAAGAGUUAAAGAAAGAUUAUGACAAGAUCGAGUUGGAAGAGAUUGUGCAGGUAGCUCUUUUAUGCACACAAUUCAACCCUUCGAACCGUCCCAAAAUGUCAGAAGUAUUAAGAAUGCUGGAAGGCGACGGUUUAGCUGAAAAAUGGGAGGCCUCUCAGAGAGAUGAAACACCAAGUUGCAGGACAUCAGAAACCACUCCUGAAAGAUACUCAGAUUUCAUCGAAGAAUCUUCCCUCGUGGUCGAGGCCAUGGAGCUUUCAGGUCCUCGAUGACAGAUACACAAUUUCUUGUACUUCAAUUCAGUUAUAUGUAGUAUGUUGGUAAAACCAUUGAGCUGAGAAACAGGCAUUUGGUGUUAUAGGCUUAUAGCUGACUAGCCAGUGCUCAUAGAAGUAGAAAUUUCGAGAUCGAAAGCCAAUGUGUAUAAGCAUUUGAGUUUAUUGCGCAUGAAUGGUGCAUUUGAGUCAUUGAGUGAUCAAUAUUUGUAGAA
Daucus carota subsp. sativus is the source of this 2464-nucleotide messenger RNA. RefSeq names its product protein NSP-INTERACTING KINASE 3. The record is from RefSeq and is a predicted model, not a curated record. Lineage: Eukaryota; Viridiplantae; Streptophyta; Magnoliopsida; Apiales; Apiaceae. The transcript is spliced from 12 exons. The coding region runs from base 351 to 2246 and encodes 631 amino acids. Gene Ontology annotation, molecular function: protein kinase activity; ATP binding; protein binding. Gene Ontology annotation, biological process: protein phosphorylation.